This is a messenger RNA of Fukomys damarensis (Damara mole-rat), 1429 nucleotides long. RefSeq lists its product as uncharacterized. NCBI's taxonomy places the organism in Eukaryota, Metazoa, Chordata, Mammalia, Rodentia, Bathyergidae. The record is from RefSeq and is a predicted model, not a curated record. The transcript has 5 exons. Bases 1 to 741 code for a protein of 246 amino acids.
AUGACGGUCAUCGUAUUCUUCAUCGACAGCAGCAUGGGUUCUGGAAACGUGAUCUUCCCUGAAGACGACAGCUUACUGGGCAGAGCAAAAUCAUCACCUCAGGUCCUCUCUAAUGCUUUCCUUUUUCUGAUCCUGACACAAGAACGAGUCCUCGGGCUUUUCUUGCAAGUCUUAGGGGGCGGCACCCGGGAACCUCUGGGCCUCCAGAGCCUGCGGAGCGUCCAGCUCGGCCAGGCUACAGAAAACUGCAUGUUGCUUUGUCUUCUUCCCCAGCCGCCUUCCCGCCCGGAGGAAAGUGAGCGGCGCCUUUGCAGGCGUUUCCUCUCAGGAAGGCGCUGGGAGGCCAGAGGCAAGGGCUGGAAAGGCGCCCUCCUCUGGGUGAGGGAGACCUUAAAACCAGCCCAUUCCACCGUCAAGGUCUGGUCCAGGAGCCUAGCAAGGACGCAGCAAGACCCCGGGAGUCACCUACUUUUCCUUGCUCUGAUCUUGUCAAAGUCAGCCCUCCAGCAUCUACCAGAGAAACCAGAGAGAGUGGACACAUGGAUACAAAUGCUUUCCGACUUCCGGGAAAAUGAUCUCAGCCCUUGCUCUCCCUGUCCAACAAGCAGCAAGGGCAAGUAUAUAGGCGGCCAGGCACCCGGUUACCUGGCAUGGUCCUCAUAUGGAUCCUCCCUUUACCUCUCUAAUACCUUACAGAGCCUAUUCCCAGUAAACUCCAGCUUCCUUGAUCAUGAGGUCUGAUGAUUUGGGGCAAAGAAUAGAUUCUUGGGGUAAGAAUGAGCACAGUAAGAAUGAGUGGGUAUCCUGGUGGCUUUAAACUGGGGAAUUAGCCAGUAAUUUAUAAACCCAGACGUAAGUUCAUAUGGGUGGAAAAGUCAACCUAGAGUUAUGUGAGCUUAUUAGCUAAGAAACUGGGAUGGUCCCCAGGAAUCCAGCUCAGGUUGCUAUACAUAAGCAUUCACCUUGGGGAAAGAAAGGAGGAGGCAAGAAGACCAGCUGAGCAAGAGCAGCCCCUGUAAGAGGCAUGGACUGGUGCUUAUUUGUCCAGUACCAUAUUCCUCCACAACCCCACCCAAGAUCCCUGUGUGGGAAGAAAAACCUUGCAGCAGGCAAGAUGUUAAGUACAGAGGUCAAAAUGAGGACUAGAAAGGAAGAUGAAAUCCUACCAUACAUUUAAUACUGUUUUCUGAAGGUCAUAGAAAAGCCCAGAUUAUGGAUUUUUCUUUUUGUAAUCUCAAAUACAAAUUUCUAAAAGUUGACAAUGCCAUGAACAUCACCAAAUUCAGAAAAUUACCACCACACCUUGCCAAAUUUAUUAUUAUUACUAUUAUUAUUACUGCUACUACUGUUGCGAAAAAUGUGCACUUGUGGUAUAGUAUCAAAUUUUAGAAGAUUGCACAAAUUUCUUUCGGAAAUGAACUGUAGGAAU